GAGGAGCGAAAUCGCAACGGACAGGACAAGAAACAAUGGCGACAGCGGCAACUGCAGCGGGUGGAACGGGUUCAGGGGGACCUGCAGCCGGCCCUGUGGGCGUUGGUACUACGGUGGGCCGUAAGAAAGAUGGAGGUCCUUCGUCGAAAUACUGGGAAAGCGCAGAAACGGUCUCUCAGAUCGAUUCGGUGCGCCAAUGGAUCGGGAAACACUACAAAAAGUAUGUACAGGCAGACUCUCCCUCCAAUAAGUCCCUGGCAGGGCUGGUGGUGCAGCUGCUUCAGUUCCAGGAAGAUGCUUUCGGGCGGAGGGUGAACAACCCUGCCCUCACCAAGUUGCCUACCAAGAGCUUCCUGGACUUCAAGGCAGGGGGUGCUCUGUGUCAUAUCCUGGGCUCCACCUACAAGUUCAAGAGCGAGCAGGGCUGGCGUAGGUUUGACCUGCAGAACCCCUCCAGGAUGGACAGGAAUGUGGAGAUGUUCUUGAAUGUAGAGAAGACCCUGGUUCAGAAUAACUGCCUGACUCGACCAACUGUGUUCCUGGUGCCUGACAUGGAGCAGAAGCAGGCCAAUAAGCUGAAGGACAUCAUCAAAAGACACCAGGGCUCUAUCACUGAGGACAAGUCUAAGGCCACCCAUCAUAUCUACCCCUCUCUAACCCAGCAGGAGGAUGAGGAGUGGCUGCGUCCGGUCAUGCGUAAGGACAAGCAGGUGCUGGUGCACUGGGGCAUGUACCCAGACAGUUAUGACACCUGGGUGUCCACCAGUGACGUGGAGGGGGAUGUGGAGGACCCACCCACCUCUGAGAAGCCCUGGAAGGUGCAUGCCAAGUGGGUCCUGGACACCGAUGCCUUCAACGAGUGGAUGAAUGAGGAAGACUAUGAGGUGGACGAGAACAAGAAGACUGUGAGCUUCCGCCAGAGGAUCUUCCCAAAGGAGGAGGAGUCUUCCCGUACACCCGAUCGCAAGGAGCGCAAGGCCAACGCCGCCGGGAAGAAGAGGAGGCGCUCGCCAUCUCCCCCGACCACCCCAGCCGAGUCCCGCAAGAAGGGUGGCAAGAAGGGGAACCCUGGGUCUCACUGGAAGCGUCGUGGCCACCGUGGAGAGGACGAGGAUGAGGAAGAGGACCUGACCAAGGACAUGGAGGACCCCUCGCCUGUUCCCAGCAUGGAGGAGGUCACUUUGCCUAAGAACGUGAACUCUAAGAAAGACAGCGAGAACACCCCAGUGAAGGGAGGGGCAGUGGCAGAUUUGGAUGAUCUGGAGGAUGACUCUGUGGUCUCUGGAGGCAAGGAGGAGGAGGAGCAGGGCAAGGCCGAGGUCAACCGCCUCAUCGACUCCAGCGAGGACAAUGUGACCGAGCAGACCCACCACAUCAUCAUCCCCAGCUACGCCGCCUGGUUCGACUACAACUGUAUCCACGAGAUUGAGAGGCGUGCACUGCCAGAGUUCUUCAACGGCAAGAACAAGUCCAAGUCCCCAGAAAUAUACCUGGCCUACCGUAACUUCAUGAUCGACACGUACCGGCUCAACCCCCAGGAGUACCUGACCUCCACCUCCUGCCGCAGGAACCUGACGGGAGACGUGUGUGCCGUCAUGAGGGUCCAUGCGUUCCUGGAGCAGUGGGGGCUGGUGAACUACCAGGUGGAUGCUGAGAGCCGCCCCCUCCCCAUGGGCCCCCCGCCCACCCCCCACUUCAACGUGCUGGCUGACACCCCCUCUGGCCUGACGCCGGUGCACCACCGCCCCCCACAGAUCCCCUCCGGCCAGCAGAUGAUCAACUUCCCAGAGAAGGGCAAAGACAAGCCCUCUGACAUGCAGAACUUUGGCCUGCGUAACGACCUCUACUCCAAGAAGAACCCCAAGAGUAAAGGAACCAGCGGCGGCCGGGAGUGGACCGAGCAGGAGACUCUGCUCCUAUUGGAGGCUCUGGAGAUGUACAAGGACGACUGGAACAAGGUGUCGGAGCAUGUGGGCUCGCGCACCCAGGACGAGUGUAUCCUGCACUUCCUGCGUCUGCCCAUCGAGGACCCCUACCUGGAGAACUCUGAGUCGUCCCUGGGCCCCCUGGCCUAUCAGCCCGUACCCUUCAGCCAGUCAGGCAACCCUGUCAUGAGCACCGUGGCCUUCCUGGCCUCCGUGGUAGACCCCCGUGUGGCCGCCGCCGCCGCCAAGGCAGCCCUGGAGGAGUUUAGCCGUGUGCGUGAGGAGGUGCCAGCAGAGCUGGUGGAGGCCCAUGUGAAGAAGGUGCAGGAGGCGGCCCGCAGCACGGGCAAGGUAGACCCCGCCUAUGGCCUGGAGAGCAGCGGCAUCGCAGGAACCGCCCCCGAGGAGCCCGAGAAGACCGAGCCAGCAGAAACAGAGAAGAUGGACACAGACUCCGACUCGCAGCAGCCUGACAAGGCUGAGUCUAAGGACGAGGCAGAGAAGCCCAGUGAGUCUGCUGAGAAGCUGGCUGAGGGAGAAAAGGUGAAGAGCGAGAUGGCCGAGCCGUCGGAGCGGGAGGAGGGGGAGAGCGAGGGAGGAGAGGGCAAGGCUACAGCAGACAAAGACAAGGAGGAGGCUAUGGAGACCUCGGAGGAGGACAAGGAGGAGCAGGGAACAAUGGAAGAGGAGAAAGAAGAGAGGAAGAAGCUAGAGCCGGACGGAGGGGAGGGUAACAUUGCCACUGCUGCUGCUGCUGCCCUCGCCUCAGCUGCCACCAAGGCCAAGCACCUGGCGGCGGUGGAGGAGAGGAAGAUCAAAUCUCUGGUGGCUCUGCUGGUGGAGACUCAGAUGAAGAAGCUGGAGAUCAAGCUCAGACACUUUGAGGAGCUGGAAACCAUCAUGGACCGAGAGAAAGAGGCUUUAGAGUUGCAGAGGCAGCAGCUGCUGACAGAGCGCCAGGCCUUCCACAUGGAGCAGCUGAAGUAUGCUGAGAUGAAGGCCCGCCAGCAGAUGGAGCAGCAGCAGGCCAGUGCAGUGGCCCAGGGCCCCGCACCCCACCAUGGCCCCCCAGGGCCAGGCAUGCAUCACGGACCCCCCCACCACGGACCCCCUCCCGCCAUGCACUCUGGACACGGCCCCCCCGGCCCCGGGUUCCACCCCAUGGGUCCCCACCACUCGCAACAGACAGGACCAAUGGGAGGGCCCGGUCAGCCCAUGCCAGGGCGCAUGAUGCCUGGUGGCCCCCCCACUGGCAGCAUGCCUCCCAUGAUGGGUCCCCGCCACCCUGGAGCCCCCAACGGCAUGUACCCUGGCCCCUCGCCUCUACAGCCUGAUGGUAUGCCCCCAGCGUCUGUGGGACCUCAAGCGGCAGCCCCAGCACGAGUUGCUGACAACUAAGAUACCUGCCCCCAAAUAAACACACACCAACACACACACACACACCUCUUGUAAAACCUCAGCUCAUUGAUGGCCUUGCUACUGUCUGGGUGUUUUCUCAACUCCAAAAACUCUUCCUGGCUUACACACAGACACACACACACCUCCCUCUCAGGGCACAGCGUCAAGGGGGUUGUGACUCUGGCCCUCCUAGUAAGAACACUGUUUUCUCCUCAGUCAGUCUGGUGUGGGGCAGAUCAGAUGGGCUCCUCCCAGUCAUUUAAAAUAAUAUAUUGUGUUUGUUCUCUAUUUAAAAGAAUAUGAAGCUAAUAUUUUGGGAGAAAAUCGGAGAACUCCCACUUUUCCCUCUUUCCUCUCACCUUUUAGAAUGACACGAGUCUCUUCCUUUCCUUCAGCGCAACACCAACUCCCCCUCUCUUCCUCCCCCUCUUCCUCGCGUCCUCCUCCCCCUCCCUCGCGUCCCCCGCCCCCCUCGCACCCUCCUCCCCCUCCUUCGUCCCCUCCCCCUCCUUCAUGUCUUCCCCCCCCCAACACAACACCAAGGGAGCUAGUUGAUCAUUUAGGGAUGUGUGUACUGUAAUGAAUGGGAUCAUGAGGGUUUCCUUCGACACACACAGAGGGGACCAGUAACCCUUCCCUCACACACACUCUUCUCACUGAGAAUCUACCUCUCCACUUUGCUCUUCUGAAGCUUAAACACUGUAGUCCGAAGUGUGUGUUCAGUUGUUUGUUGUUGGAGUGUCAGAAGAGCAGAAUGUGUGUACAGCAGAGACGGGUGUUUGAUGACUGUCUGCUGAGCUGCUCUGCCCCCCCCCCUCAUCACCCAUAACCCCCACUAGCCAGGCGUAGAACUGUACUACUCACACACUUCGCCCAACCCUGCUCUAGUACCCUGGGGGCUGUUCACACACAGGCCAAUUAUCCCACUGACCUUCAUCCAUCCUUUUGGUGAGCUAGGUAUGGUGAUAUAGUUGUAGUUAAAAACCAUGUGCUCUUCCUCAGUGGUGGAGUGGGCUACUAGCUGUUCUGGUGCUGAUAAUGUAGCUGCUACUGCUACCUCUCUUCAUCCAUCCAUUAAUUUCAACACCCCUCUACACCUUUCUGCUACCUCUGCCUCCUCCCCUUCUUUGUCUGUCUGCUACCUCUGUAGAACUGCUCUUGCUCUCUGCUAGCUACCUCUGCUCUACGCACCCCUCUGCUACCUCUAGUACCCCUCUCUCAUUUGCUGCCCAAGUGACUGCUGCGUUACUGUUACCCCCCCUCAGGUAGAAUAUCACACACGCAUACACACAGCAUCUCUCUCACGCUCUCACACACUUCCUCAUUCAAGGUCUUUCCAGUCUGUUAUAUCACAAAUGAUGAGAACCCCCUUACAUCUUGCAUCUUUUUUUCAGUUUUCUGUUCAUGUAUUUUUAAGAAUUAACUUUGUGUAGAUUGAGUUAUCUUUGUUCUUGGAAGUUUGUAGCAUUUUUUGUUUGUUUAUUCAGGUCUGUUGGUACUUGGACCUGGACAAUGUCUAAUAAAUUGUUUUUGUAUGAA
Messenger RNA from Oncorhynchus masou masou (cherry salmon), 4862 nucleotides. Its product is annotated as SWI/SNF complex subunit SMARCC1-like. Gene Ontology annotation, molecular function: histone binding; nucleosomal DNA binding. The record is from RefSeq and is a predicted model, not a curated record. The transcript is spliced from 26 exons. Gene Ontology annotation, cellular component: SWI/SNF complex; nBAF complex; npBAF complex. Bases 36 to 3323 code for a protein of 1095 amino acids. Gene Ontology annotation, biological process: positive regulation of DNA-templated transcription. Lineage: Eukaryota; Metazoa; Chordata; Actinopteri; Salmoniformes; Salmonidae.